Molecule: messenger RNA, 942 nt
Organism: Condylura cristata (star-nosed mole)
Lineage: Eukaryota; Metazoa; Chordata; Mammalia; Eulipotyphla; Talpidae
Product: olfactory receptor 6C1
Exons: 1
Coding region: 1-942 (313 amino acids)
Biological process (GO): G protein-coupled receptor signaling pathway
Cellular component (GO): membrane
Molecular function (GO): olfactory receptor activity; G protein-coupled receptor activity
Source: RefSeq, a predicted model, not a curated record
AUGAUAAACCAUACAGAAAUAACAGAGUUCAUCCUCAUAGGCCUGUCAGAUGACCCGAAGUUUCAGGCUGUGAUCUUCAUCUUUCUGUUCAUCACCUACAUGCUCAGCAUCACGGGAAAUCUGACCAUCAUCACCCUCACUCUGCUGGACUCCCACCUUCAGACCCCCAUGUAUUUCUUCCUCAGGAAUUUCUCCUUACUAGAAGUUUCAUUCACAACUGUCAGCAUACCGAAGUUCCUGUGCACCAUUAUUUCUGGAGAUAAAACCAUUUCUUUUAAUGCUUGCAUUGCUCAGUUAUUCUUUUUCAUUCUCUUAGGAGUGACUGAAUUUUACCUUCUGGCCGCCAUGUCCUAUGACCGCUAUAUCGCCAUCUGCAAGCCUCUGCACUACAUGACAAUCAUGAAUCGCAAAGUCUGUAUCCUCCUCGUCUUCUCUUCCUGGCUAAUUUCCUUCUUAAUCAUAUUUCCUGCACUCAUGUUGCUCUUGAAUCUUGAUUACUGUAAGUCUAAUAUUAUUGACCACUUUACCUGUGACUAUUUCCCCCUACUACAACUUUCUUGCUCAGACACAAAGUUUCUAGAAAUGAUGGGCUUCUCCUGUGCUGUCUUUACUUUAAUGUUCACAUUGGCACUGAUAAUUCUGUCCUACAUAUAUAUAAUCAGGACAAUUUUAAGAAUUCCUUCUACUAGUCAGAGGACAAAGGCCUUCUCCACAUGCUCAUCACACAUGAUUGUCAUCUCCAUCUCCUAUGGAAGCUGCAUUUUUAUGUACAUCAAACCCUCAGCACAAGAAAGGAUGUCCCUGAGCAAGGGGGUUGCUGUGCUGAAUACCUCAGUAGCUCCCAUGCUGAACCCCUUUAUUUAUAGCUUGAGAAAUCAACAGGUGAAGCGAGCCUUCAUGGACAUGGCAAGGAAGACUUUCUUCCUCAAGCAAAUGAAAUGA